GGUGCUGAUGGGGAAAUGAGACAGCUGUAAAGGUGACAGAAGGGGCCCAUGGAGGAAGACAGGUCAGGACACGGGUACCCUGUGUUCCCAGAGAGGCAGAGCUGGGAGAACCAGAGGGAGUCACCUGAAGCAAGUCAUGGCUCUAUGUCUGGGUGUCAGAAGAUGCUGAAUAUCACCAUGGAAAUAAGUCCAUAUGCCAAGUUACUUUUAGAUGCCAUGAAACAAUCUGGCUGUGCAGUUUCCAAGGACAGACAUUUUGCUUGUGAAGACUGCAGUGGAUCAGUAAGUGGAGGUUUUGAUGCAGAUACCUCUGAAAUUGUAUUGUGUCAGAAUAAUAUACACAGUCAAGCUCACAUGAACAGAGUGGUUACACAUGAGCUGAUUCAUGCUUUUGAUCACUGCCGUGCACACGUUGACUGGUUUAACAAUGUACGGCACUUAGCCUGCUCCGAGAUCAGAGCUGCCAACCUUAGCGGAGACUGUUCAAUCAGCAAUGAAAUUAGCAGGUUCAAUUUUGGAUUUAAACAGCAUCAUCAGGCCUGUGUCAGAGAUCGAGCUCUUCGUUCUAUAAUGGCUGUAAGAGACAUCAGCCGAGAGGCAGCAGAGAGGGCUGUUCAUGAAGUAUUUAACUCCUGUUUUAAGGAUCAUGAACCAUUCGGUCGAAUCCCCCAUUGUAAAAAUGAUGCAGAUAUGGCAUACAGAGAUUUUAAAAAUCGGAACAGAUAUUCUUCAGAAAUCUAAAAAAAAAAAAAAGAUCAAUGAUGCAAUUUUCAAUUUGCUUAUAUUAUUGAUUCUCCUCUUUGUUUUGGGAUUAUUUUCAUAUAAAACCAUCCUAUGUGUGAGACUGUGUCUCCUUUUUUUUGUGAAUGUAAUUUUUUAUAUUUAAAAAUGAUUUUUUCUGUAGUUU
Molecule: messenger RNA, 907 nt
Organism: Nanorana parkeri
Lineage: Eukaryota; Metazoa; Chordata; Amphibia; Anura; Dicroglossidae
Product: mitochondrial inner membrane protease ATP23 homolog
Exons: 6
Coding region: 49-741 (230 amino acids)
Biological process (GO): mitochondrial protein processing; mitochondrial proton-transporting ATP synthase complex assembly
Cellular component (GO): extrinsic component of mitochondrial inner membrane
Molecular function (GO): metalloendopeptidase activity
Source: RefSeq, a predicted model, not a curated record